UCCGGUCCCCGCCUACCCCCGCGGGUCCACCUCUCUUCCCCUUCGGCCUCCUGCCAUCUUUUCUGGUCUCCUGUCACGGUCCCUGCGCUCCUGCCCCCUCCCCCUACAGCCGGAACUCAUUUCCCGACCUACUUAUGCGCGCCCCCUCCCCCAGAGGAUACCCGGGAGCCGGGCCGUUCUCGGACCGCGGCGCUGAGGACACCUGGCUGUCGCCAGUGCCCACCGCCCCCCGUGUCCGGGCCUCUUUACCCCGCUGUCGAGUGGGGUUAAACCCGAAAGCGUCGGGCACGCGGGAGCCUGUGUACAGGUUCCCUCUUUCCUCUGGGGAAGGACCGAACGCACGCCCUGCCUACUGAGCGCUGCUGGUCAUCCCGGCCCGGACUCUGCUCCCUGAGAUCCCGGAGUGCAGUCCCCGGUCCUUCCCACCGGGAGGAGCUGGCGUUGGGGAGGGCCGUCAGGUGCAACGUGCGAGCAGUCCCUUUGCCGAGGGCUGAGCUCCCGUCCCCGGCCUCAGUUUACUCCUGGCGCCAGGCAGAGGUGGAGGCUGGCCUGCCCGCCCGCCGAGGCGCCGGGCCCCGCGCCGGGCACCGGCGGGGAGGCCGCUGCAGCAGCCAUCUUGCCGCCCAGGACCGGCUCCAGCCGCCCUGCAGGAGGCCUCCCUCCCCCGCGCCCCCUCCUCUCCCCAGUGCUCCCUGGCAACCCCCCCCCCCACUUCCCCCUCCCCGCUCGGCCCGCUGGCUCGGUCGCCAUGGGAACCAGAUUCUUCAGGGCUGGGAACACAUGCGCCUUCUUUGGCCUUUUCGCUCCCCCUAGCACCGGGUGGGGGGGGGGGGGACAGCUACCUCCGGGAGUCGUGACUUGGUAGUCCCUGAGCUCCGUGCCUCCGCCCCCCUCCACGGUCCCUGUACCGCUACCGCGGAACCAGCCUCUUGCGCUGGGGCAGCCCCUUCCUCUCCCGUGAGGGGGCAGGCAGGGCUCCUGGGUCUCGCGGGAGCGAGCUGACAUCCUCAGUUUCCCUAUUCCUCCUAGGAGUGCUUCCCCUUUUCCGGGCAGGCUUCCCGGCCAGCUCGCCCGGCCGGCCCCACCGGCUGGGGAGGUGGUGGAGAGCAGACGCCUCCCCCGUUUUGAGCAGGGGGAAACGGAGGUCCCGGCGUCGAUCUAAGCGGGGUGGGGGCUGCCCCGGGGCUCUCCUCCACCUCUCCGUGAGUCACCGCCCCCCCCUGUGGACUCCCACUCCCACUCCCUCUCUCUGGGAGCCGGGAGGGAGAGCAGGCGGAGGAGCUGGUCUGAGCACGCCCUGCCCCCCCCCCCCCCAGGCCCCUCCUCCUAGCUUCAAGAUGCAGCCCACGCCCACCAUGGCCACCGCCGCCGCCAGCACCGCCGCCACGGCUGCCCUGACCUCGAGGUGGGACAACACCACCAGCAGCCCCACCGCGGAGCCUGACCCCAUCCUCAACAACUACGUGCUGCUGGUGGUGGUCCUGUCGCUCUUUGUCGGUGGCACUCUCGUGGUGCUGUCCGGAGUCCUGCUCCUGUGCAGGCGCUGCUGGGAGGUCCACCGGCGCUUCAACAGAGCCAUGGAGGAAGCAGAGAAGACCACCACCACGUACCUGGACAGCAGCGCCCAUCCAGCCCAAGACCCUGACUUCAGGGGGGAGGACCCCGAGGGCCAGGACGCAGAGACGGAGCGCUUCCUGUCCACCAGCUCCACGGGCCGCCGGGUGUCCUUCAACGAAGCAGCCCUGUUUGAGCAGAGUCGGAAGUCACAGGACAAGGGGCGCCGGUACACCCUGACGGAGGGGGACUUCCACCACCUGAAGAAUGCCCGCCUCACCCACCUGCACCUGCCGCCCCUCAAGAUCAUCACCAUCCACGAGUGCGACUUGGGUGAAGCCAGCGCCAGCACCCCCCCACACGCCGCUGCCGCCCCCAAGGCUAGUCUCGCCAUAUUCCAGCCCCCGGGGAAGGCCCUCACCGGCCGCUCUGUGGGCCCCAGCUCCGCCCUGCCAGGUGACCCCUACAACUCGGCCGCGGGCCCUGCCGACUUCGAGAUCAGCCCCUUGGCGUCCAGCGACUCCGGGGAAGGCGCCUGGGCGGAUGCAGGCGCCCGGAGCACCAAGCCCGUCGGGUCAGGGGCCACAGGGGGACCCGAGGAGGCAGGUCCAGGCUCCGGGGCAGGACCCGUCCUGCAUUUCUUCACCCGCCUGCGGCGCCACACCAGCCUGGACGGGGCCAGCCCGUACUUCAAGGUCAAGAAAUGGAAGCUGGACCCCAGCCAGCGGGCAUCUAGUCUGGACACAAGAGGCUCCCCCAAGCGGCACCACUUCCAGCGGCAGCGGGCAGCCAGCGAGAGCACCGAGCAGGAGGAGGGGGAUGCCCCCCACAUGGACUUCAUCCAGUACAUCGCCAGCGCAGGCGACACGGUGGCCUUCCCGCCCCCCCGUCCCUUUCUGGCCAGCCCCGCCAGCCCAUCCCCCGCUCUCGGCAGGUAUUUCGUAGUAGAUAGAAGCGUCAGGGGUGGACCUGUGGGCCCCUGCCCCACCCAGUCCCCCUCUACGUGGCCUGGGGAGGGCUUUCCCCACCCUGCAGACAUACCACAUUCUUCCAGCUCCAUCGUCCCUCCUGGAGACUGCCUCACUGGGGCCACCUCUCCAGCAAGGACCAGAAGAGGGAAACUGGGGGAGACUGGGCUAGAGGCAGCGGAGGAGGCGGGCGCCGCGGGAGGAGCGAGCCCCGAGUCUCCCCCCGAGCGCAGUGGUGGUGCGGGGCCAGAGCAGCAGCAGGAAUCUGAUGGUGAGCGGGACUCGGGGCCAGAGCAGGCCCAGACCACCUACCGGGAUAUCUGGAGCCUGCGAGCCUCUCUUGAGCUGCACGCGGCUGCCGCCUCGGACCACAGCAGCAGUGGCAACGACCGCGACUCGGUGCGCAGCGGCGACAGCUCGGGCUCGGGCUCGGGCUCCGGGACCACCGUGCCCACUUUCCCACCGCCCUCGCCGCCCCCCACCCCCCGGCCGGCAGACAGCGAGGCGGGAGGUCCGCGAAAGCUGUUGCAGAUGGACAGCGGCUACGCCAGCAUUGAGGGCCGCGGCGCCGGCGAGGACGGGCUCCUCAGCGCGUCCGAGAAGCGCUCUUCCUUCACCAGCGCCGGCCGCACGGCCACUGUGGGCACCAGCUUCGAGGGGGCGCCGGCGCCCACCGAGGCGCCCGUCCGGCCCCGCAGCCCGCGCGCCUGGCCCCGCCGCGCCCCGCGCCGCGACUACAGCAUUGACGAGAAGACAGAUGCACUCUUCCACGAGUUCCUGCGCCACGACCCGCACUUCGACGACACGCUGCCCAGCGCCACGCGCCAUCGCGUGCGCGCGCACCCCCACACGCGCAAGCAGUGGCAGCAGCGCGGCCGGCAGCACAGCGACCCCGGCGCGCGCGCCACGACCCCUGCCCCGCCCGCGGCCCCGUUCGGGGCCGACUCCCGCCCCACGCGCGCGCCUCUGCGCCGAGGCGACAGCGUCGACUGCCCCCCAGAGGGCCGCGCGGGCGACGAACCGGCCGCGCCCGCCAUCCCGGUCAUCGAGGAGGAGCCCGGCGGUGGCAGCAGCACCUGCCCCGGCUCGGGCCUGUGCGUCGGGCCCCCGGGGACGCUGCUGGACAAGCUGGCGGCUGGCCUCGAUGACAGACUCUUCCCGCCGCGCCUCGCCCAGCCCAUCGCCACCGCUCCCACGCUGGCCGCCGCCGCGCCCACGUCUCCCGACCACAGCCCUGCCUAAGCCCUGCCUCCUGCACCCACCUCGUCAGCUUCUCCGGCGCCGCCCGGGACCCCUGCCACGGGACCCGCCUGGGGCGCGACGCUCCAGGGCGCGAGCGCUGGGGCCGCGGGGCCUCGCGCGCGCACGCGCGCAGGUCUUCUGGCCACCCCCACGUGCGCGUGCUCGCGUCCUCGUGACACCCUCGAGCUGCCUCUGGUGGGCACGCGCACACGGUCCCCGUUGGGCACUUAGCAGGUGCCCUGCGGCUUCCCAAAGCGCGAGGCUGCAGGGCCCUGGCUCGGCUGGAGGGGGCGUGGCAGGCUCUCAUCUUCGGGCUCCCGGGGAGAACGUUCACCUGCCUUCCACCCUAGACAGCAGCCUCUGAGUGGUGGUGGCGUCUCGGGCACAGAGCACCGGGAGGCGCUCGCGCAGGACCUGCUCCCUGGGGCAGGGGCGGGCGGUGCCGGGCGGUGCCGGGCGGCGCAUGCGCAGGGCGCCCCUACCAGGACCGGUGGAGCCUCGAGGCGAGUCUGGGCUGCACGCGCUGAAGGCCUCCCCAGGGCGCAUGCGCGGGCCCUCUAGGGCCCGGGGCUCCGGAGAUGGGGGGCCGGCCCGGCGCCGGCUCUGCAGCGCAGGUCGGGUGGAGGCCGCAGCCGCCAAACCCCUGAAGCUGUUUACCUCACUGCGGCAUGUGCUCCCGGCAGUCUGCGCCCCCUCCGAGCAAUAAACAACGCCUCGCCGCCACCCCCUCCCGCCGAGUUCCCACGCCCACCCAAAGCAUGUGAGUGGGCCACCCGCCCGCCCCGCAGGUGCACCGUCCAAAGAGCAGCCAGAACUCUGUCAUGUUUUAAGACACAAAACCCAAAUGGCCAAGGUUUCAAGUUUCCCAAGCUUUAUUUAUUGCCAAAAGAUGGGGCAGCCCUCGCCUGCGGCCGAGUCGCCCCACCCCGCCCCUCCCCUCGGAGCUUCGUGCCGUCUGUGUACCAUCCAGUGAUGGGAGUUUCUUGUGUUUGUUUUCUGGUUGAUUAUAAAUAUUUACUGCACA
Messenger RNA from Leopardus geoffroyi (Geoffroy's cat), 4788 nucleotides. RefSeq names its product CACN subunit beta associated regulatory protein (gene CBARP). The transcript is spliced from 9 exons. Gene Ontology annotation, biological process: negative regulation of calcium ion-dependent exocytosis; negative regulation of voltage-gated calcium channel activity. The coding region runs from base 1338 to 3764 and encodes 808 amino acids. The record is from RefSeq and is a predicted model, not a curated record. Gene Ontology annotation, molecular function: transmembrane transporter binding. Gene Ontology annotation, cellular component: secretory granule; plasma membrane. Lineage: Eukaryota; Metazoa; Chordata; Mammalia; Carnivora; Felidae.